Molecule: messenger RNA, 3761 nt
Organism: Ahaetulla prasina
Lineage: Eukaryota; Metazoa; Chordata; Lepidosauria; Squamata; Colubridae
Gene: DDHD2
Product: DDHD domain containing 2
Exons: 19
Coding region: 115-2268 (717 amino acids)
Cellular component (GO): COPII-coated ER to Golgi transport vesicle
Molecular function (GO): triacylglycerol lipase activity; protein binding; metal ion binding
Source: RefSeq, a predicted model, not a curated record
GACGGCGGGGCCUGCUGCUCGGGCUCUCGCGACCCGGGAGAAGCAGCCAAAAAAUUGAACAGAAAAUAAGAAAAUAAACACCAUUAAUUUUCAGAAAAAGGGCAGACAGAAAUUAUGAAAGACACAUUUUUGGGCGGUACAAUGUCCACAACAGAGGAACAAUCAACAGAGGCCUCUCCAUCUUCUAAUUCAAAUUCAUCCACUUACUACGAAGCUGUAGAAGCAGAAGCAGCCAAUAAAUAUGAACCUGUUUCCCCUCACUGGUUUCACUGCAGGACGGUAGAUUCCAGAGAGAAAUGGAUUCCCUUCAGUGAACAAGAUUCAGAGAAGUUGGAAAUAGCUUAUCAGUCUAGCAAGCAUUGCAAGGAGCUGAUUGUGCCGACCGAAGGGGGCCGGUAUGACGUCCACUUAAAGAAGAGGGUGCGCUAUGCUGUUUACUGGGAAGAAGCUGAAUCGGAAGUAAGACGCUGUACUUGGUUUUAUAAGGGCGAUAAAGACAACAGAUACAUUCCAUAUCCUGAAAACUUCAGUGAACAGUUAGAGGACACUUAUAUGAUUUGUGUGACCUUAGAUGAAUGGAAGAAAAAAUUGGAAUCUCCAAACAGAGAAGUAAUCAUAUUACAUAACCCAAAGUUAAUGGUACAUUACCAACCAGUAGCAGUCACAGACGACUGGGGUGUGAGUCCUGCAGAACAAGGCCGGCCAAGGACUGUGAAGAGAGGAGUGGACAAUAUAUCUGUUGAAAUCCCUCAUGGGGAACCAAUGCAAAUUGAUCAUUUAGUUUUUGUUGUUCAUGGAAUUGGACCAGCUUGUGAUAUUCGAUUCCGGAGUAUUGUUCAAUGUGUCAACGAUUUCCGCAGCGUUUCCUUGAAUAUGCUCUCAGCCCAUUUCAAGAAAGCUCAGGAACAGCAACAGAUUGGUCGAGUUGAAUUUAUUCCAGUGAACUGGCACAGUACUUUACAUACAGGAGUAGAUGUAAAUUUGGAGAGAAUCACUUUGCCAAGCAUCAACCGCUUACGUCACUUCAUCAAUGAUACCAUCCUGGAUGUGUUUUUCUACAACAGCUCUACCUACUGUCAAACUAUUGUGGAUACGGUUGCAUCAGAAAUGAACCGGAUCUACCUGCUCUUUUUGGAGAGAAAUCCUGAUUUCAAAGGAGGAGUCUCCAUAGCCGGCCAUAGCUUAGGGUCUCUUAUAUUAUUUGAUCUUCUCACAAAUCAGAAAUGGACACCUGAUGAGCAAGAAAAAAAAGAGGGAUUACAAAGGCUGGCAAUGGAUCAGGAAGUCAACAAAUCUAUAAAGGACAUCUUAGCAGAACUUGAUCUUUCUGAAUAUUAUGCUGUGUUUGAGAAGGAAAAAAUGGACAAUCGAGCAUUGGCCUUGUGCACAGACAAGGAGCUUAAAGAGAUGGGGAUCCCCUUGGGACCCAGAAUCAAGAUCCUCCACUAUUUAAGGAAGAGAAGCAGCUAUCAGACUUUGAGAUUAACCUCUGGAGCUGCAGAAGAAGGUGGAGAUGCCAAUCAGGAAACACCUGCAAUGCCCACAUGUGCAGAAACCAGUUGCAGACAUCCAGGUGUUGUAACGGGGCAGGUCUCUGCAAACUACCCUCAGCUUAUCUACAGUCCACAGAUAUUUUUUGCUUUUGGCUCACCCAUUGGUAUGUUUCUCACUGUACGAGGCGUGAAUAGGAUUGAUCCAACCUACACUCUGCCUACCUGCAAAGGCUUUUUCAAUAUCUUUCAUCCCUUUGACCCAGUAGCAUACAGGAUUGAGCCCAUGAUUGUUCCUGAUGUGGAAUUCGAACCCAUGCUGCUUCCCCACCACAAGGGCCGGAAGAGGAUGCACUUAGAAUUGAAGGAAGGCCUCACUCGGAUGAGCAUGGACCUGAAAAAUAACUUGCUGGGCUCCUUGAGGACUGCUUGGCAGUCCUUCACCAGAACAUCAUUGCCAGCUGUGGAGGCAGGAGCCACCGGAGAUGUGGAACAGGAAUCGGAAGCUGAAACCAGCAUGGAGAAGCAACCCGAGGAGAAACCAGAGGAACCAACCACAUCAGCAAAAGAGGAUCCGCCUCCAGUUAAUGUGGGGCUGUUGAAUGGGGGCCAUCGCAUUGACUACGUGCUUCAAGAGAAACCCAUUGAAAGCUUUAACGAAUAUUUAUUUGCACUGCAAGGCCAUUUAUGCUACUGGGAGUCAGAAGACACAGUAUUAUUGUUGUUGAAAGAGAUUUAUCAAACAAAGGGCAUCAGCAUGGAUCAGCCCCUUUUGUAGAGACAAACUGACCAGCUGCACAACUCUGGACACCAAAUACAUGUCCUGUGUCACCUUCCUCCUCUUUUGUCUGAUGUGCCCAGCAUGCUUCCUCCUCACAGUCUGGAACUCUGGAAAAUCCAGUAUCCUAUUCAGGGAUGGUAGUGAGCAUUGAGAUCCUGUCCGAUUCCUGGUACAUUCAGGCCCUUGUGAAUUAAGUGAUCUGCAUUUUCUGUCUACAGCCAGUGUGUCUUUAGAUCCAGUGCAAUACCAGUUGUGUCACCUUCAGUUUAUGCACUAGUCAAGACCUGAAAUUGGUGCUACAAUUUCGCAUCUUGUCUCCAUUAGAAAAACCUCAAGAUGAGUGAUGGGCAGUGAAGGAAUUUGACUUCCGGUAGAAGCACCGGAAGCAUUACAUGUCAGAUUGUUUGUGGGGAGUUCAUUUUUGUUUUGUGUUAUCUUAUUGCUGCUGCUGAUUUACUCAAGAAAGGGCUCAAGAUCAAAGCGAAAAGCUGGGCAAGCCAAGUCCCAUUCAUCUCUGAAAUAAUAAGCAUGAUGAUGAUGGUGACGAUGAUGGUGAUGCCAGCAGUAGCAAUCGUAUCACUCUACUUUUCUAAAGCAGGGAAAGUUUGUAACUACUUACCUGGGAAGGAACUGGCAAAGCUUGUAAAUUUGAUCUUGUUCACAAUGAUCAGGAUAUGGAUGAGUGAUUCCUCUCCCUGUGUUGUUAUAUUGUAAACACUGUUGUAGAAGCUGUAUGUUUACGUUCUGGCGUGGGAGGUGCCAAACUUCAUACAAGCAGCAGUUUGAUACACCCUUGUUUCAAUGCAUGCAAUUGGGUUCUUGAAAGCAUCUGAAGAACGAGGUCACAUCCUAGAAACCUCUACCUGCAUAGUCAUUGGACAGCAGAUUGUUUCAAGCGCCAGAUGAGGGCAGCUUUAUACCAGCAGUUUUACUUGGGAGCUCUCAGGGUGAUUGGCUGACCAUUCGGACAGAGUUCACAUUGCUGGUUUAGUCUGCUAGAGUGUAAAUUCAAUGCAUUGCUCAACAUAAUCUUGGCUGGCUAGUUGUGGAACACACCUGUGAUUUCAUGGUGUAUGUUGGGCCCUGCAACUGUUGCAUAACCUAUUUUUUUUUGUCACAAAGUGGUCAAUUGCUUUUCACUUAUCUCACAUUCUACAAAAUUUCUCUUUUCAAGAAAGUCUUGGCCAAGGGAGCAGCAAGCAGCAUGUUUACAAGUGGUAUGUGAUCACGCUGUUGCUUCACUCUGUUCACCUUGUGUAUUCCAAUUUUGUGCCGGAUACUUAGUUGUUCUCGUUAUGUUUGCAUUGUUAUUGCAUCAUUGAAUUUUCCAGCCUCUCAUGUACACUUGUGGCUAAACAGAAUGCCAUUUGACAUGACCAAAUUCUCAAUUGGAGUAUCAAUAGGAAAAGUCAAGCAGUUGGAAGUGAAUGCACUUUGUAAAAUAUUACUUUUUGUUUUUUUUAAAAAAAAUAUUUAACUUUUUUCCAGCA